AUGGCGGCGUGUGCUGCUUCACCGACCUGUCCCGCGUGCCGCCCGGCGCCUGGCUGCUACACCCGCAGAUGGCGCUCAUUACAUUACUAUGGCGUCGUGUGGUGCGUCACCGACCUGUCCCGCGUGCCGCCCGGCGCCUGGCUGCUACACCCGCAGACGGGACGCCCCCUAUCCAACCCCGACGGAAGCGUGUACAGAUAUGACCCAAACAACCCGCCCGUACUGGACGAGACCUACCACCUUGAAGAUGACCAGAUCAACCAAAACGACAAAAAAAGAGGCAAGCUGGAGAAACAGGACUCCUUUAUAGAUCACGGAGAGUGCGACUGCCCACCGCCGGAAGAGACCCGCAACAAAUGUUGCUGCGAGUGCCGCCAACACGACGCCUGUCAAAGGGACGCUGAUAAGCAUACGUCAGACGAAAAGCAAGAGCCCCUGAGCCCAUGCAAGAAUAACUACGAGUCAAACAACCAAGAUUCAGAAAAAGACAUACAAAAGUCAGCUGAGAACAAUUUUGAAUGUGACACACAAUAUUCGCCCCAAUUGGCGUACGAGAGCUAUGAAAGUUAUGAGCAGCCUGAAACGGUGGCCGAUCAGGGGGCACAAUAUGAUACGCUGGCCGAUCAGAAUCAAGCUUACGAGGCGGUGGCCAAUCAGAGCGGGCAGCAGUUUAACUCAGCUAGUCCGAGAACGCAGCAAUUUGACCCGAACAAUCAGAAAACGCAGCAGUUUGACGCAAACAGUCAGAGAACGCAGCAAUUUGACACAAACAAUCAGAAAACUAAGCAUUUUGACACAACUAGUCAGAGAACGCAGCAAUUUGACUCAAUUAAUCAGAUAGCUCACCAGUAUGACCCAACCAAUCAGAAAGUGCAUCAGUUUGACCCUAACAAUCAGGCAGCUCAGCAGUUUGACCCGGCCACUCAGAGAACGCACCAGUUUGACCAAAACAAUCAGAGAACGCAGCAAUUUGACCCAAAUAAUCAGAUAUCACAGCAGUUUGACACAAACCUUAAAAGAACCCAGCCAUAUGAGCUGACCAGUCAGAGAACGCCUCAGUUUGAGUCCACCAAUCAGAGAACGCCGCAGUUUGAGCCGGCCAGUCAGAGAACGCCACAGUUUGAGCCAGCGAAUCAGUUGGCUCAGAGUGUAGAAGCGAAAGCCAAUGAAGACAGCCACGAGAUUCAGUAUAACCAGUACGCAGUCAGAACUGAUGAGGUAACGUCGCCGCCUGAAAGCCAACAGUGCCAGCCGACGGAGUUGGCUCUCCAGAGCAUGGCGCAAGCGAAAGCCACGCCCGUGCCUAUACCAGACCCAUACUUAAGGCCGAUGUCAAUCAACAAUGUGGUUUACCCUACGAUGCAUCAGGGGUACCCAUAUAUCAACCAAUGUCGCAUUGAGCCGACGAUGCCGGUGUAUCAGCAAGUGCUGGGUCCGCCGGAAGACGCCAAGCAGAUGACGUCACCGCCCCACCAAGAGCCUACCUUCAGAAUCGAUCCCAGUUACCCGUACGCAGCGGUUGAUUACGCGGCGCAGUGCGGCGCGUGCGUCGAUCCCAACGCUAUGAGAAGCUACAACCUACCGUACGGGCAAAUGGAGAUCCCUCAAGCGGUAUUACCGCCUGCCUACCCGGUAGGCAACGUCAUCAUACCGCAGCCACACAUACAGUACCCGGUGAGUUGUGGUAAGGUUCAAGAUGUGUUGGUCCCGCAAGCGUUGCUCCCGCCUGCCUACCCUGUAGGCAACGUCAUCAUACCGCAGCCGCAUAUACAGUACCCGGUGAGUUGUAUUGUGGACCUUGAGGCUAGGUGGCUAGGUGGUAAGGUUCAAGAUGUGUUGGUCCCGCAAGCGUUGCUCCCGCCUGCCUACCCUGUAGGCAACGUCAUCAUACCGCAGCCGCAUAUACAGUACCCGGUGAGUUGUAUUGUGGACCUUGAGGCUAGGUGGCUAGGUGGUAAGGUUCAAGAUGUGUUGGUCCCGCAAGCGUUGCUCCCGCCUGCCUACCCUGUAGGCAACGUCAUCAUACCGCAGCCGCAUAUACAGUACCCGGUGAGUUGUAUUGUGGACCUUGAGGCUAGGUGGCUAGGGGAUAAGGUUCAAGAUGUGGUGAUCCCGCAAGCGGUAUUACCGCCUGCCUACCCUGUAGGCAACGUCAUCAUACCGCAGCCACACAUACAGUACCCGUACCAAGAGGCGGCGCAAUGGGCGGGCGGCCCGCUGGUGCCUCUGGGCGGGAAGCUGAUACUCCCGGAGCCCUACCCUGCGCUCUACCACCAGCUCUACCAGUGCGGCCUCGUCUACCCUCCGGUAAUGCCGGCUCCCAGUCCGGUGUGGGCCCCGGAGCCCCGGCCCGCGCCCCCGCCGCGUCCUCACUGCAGUCGCGCCUCACCCGCGAGACGUGACUCAGACGAGAUAGCGGUGAAGAUCCAGCAGAUCAAGGAACAGAUGGCCGAGCUGAAUACGAGGGAGAAGGAACGAGGCACUUAUAACAAGGUCGAAAGCACAUACAAAGGGCCGCCCCGGGAAGAGUGGCGCAAGAGAAACAACGGCAGCGGGAUAUUAGGCAACUACCCGCACGGCUUCCAGGGCCGAACUCGCUUUGAGGGGUAA
Messenger RNA from Ostrinia nubilalis (European corn borer), 2610 nucleotides. RefSeq lists its product as uncharacterized. The coding region runs from base 1 to 2610 and encodes 869 amino acids. NCBI's taxonomy places the organism in Eukaryota, Metazoa, Arthropoda, Insecta, Lepidoptera, Crambidae. The transcript has 19 exons. The record is from RefSeq and is a predicted model, not a curated record.